ACAAUCUUGCCUGCUAGAUUACCUUAAUCUAAGCUAAUUAAUGUACUACAAAUAACACUUUUGCUUCACAUUUCAGCUCCUUCAGUUUUCUCUUUAUUUGUUGUCUUCUUGUUUUCUUGGAUGGCCAUUUUUUUUGGGGUUUGAACUUUGAACCUUUAAUUCAAUCAGUAAGUGCUUGAAUUUAUCGAGAUGGGUUUAUCAGAAACUUUUGUUAUUUAUACUGUUCAGUGAUUACAAAGAGAGUUUUUGCUUUCUAAAAAGUAGUUGUUGGGUCUCUUCAGAGUUGGAUUCAAAUUUGGGAAUUGGCUCCUAUACUUUUAAAUUUUGAUUGAAAAGUCGAGUGUAAGGAAAACUUCUCAAAGUUUAAGAGUACAUUUAAAGUUUUCUUUUUGUUUUAGUAUUUUUUCGUUCUUCAUCUGUCAUUUUCUGAUGCAAAAAUGGCAAAUUCUGGGAUUUUCUUAGUGAAUUCCGAGGUAGAAAUUUGAAGCAUUUCUUUGUAGUUAGCAAAUGUUUAGGUUUAUGGAAUAAGAUUGCCCUUAGGAAUUAAUUAGUUUUUUUUUUUUUUUUUUUUCGGAUCUGAGGGACUAUGGUAAAGAUUGGGAAGUUGAACUGGUAAAAAGGUUUUGAUUUUGAUUCACAAAGUUACAAGUUUGUCAGUUUGUGAGGUUUGAUUAGUCGUUGGGUGUGUGUUGGUGUUAGAGACAGAGAGGGGUAGGAGAGAAACAGAAUUCCAUUAUUGUUUGUGUUUUGUGAGAUGGGUCAUUCUGCAGCAGUGUGGGAUCAUAGGGCAGCAAUUGAAAUGACAGAGGACUGGAAUGGGAUUCAGCAGGUUCUGCUUCGGAAUCCACGAGGUGCUUCAGCCCGGGUUAGCUUACAUGGAGGACAUGUCAUUUCCUGGAGAAAUGAUAGAGGCGAAGAACUCCUAUUCACUAGUAGUAAGGCACUUUUUAAGCCACCCAAAGCUAUACGGGGAGGAAUUCUUGUAUGUUUCCCUCAGUUUGGAAACUGUGACUCACUCGAACAACAUGGAUUUGCAAGGAACAAAAUUUGGACCAUUGAUGAUAACCCUCCACCUCUUCAUCCAAAUGAUUCUCUUGGCAAAUCCUUCAUUGACUUGCUACUGAAACCAUCUGAAGAAGAUAUGAAAUGUUGGCCACAUAGUUUCGAGUUUCGUCUUAGGGUUUCUCUUGCUGCGGAUGGAAAUUUAACCUUGAUAUCGCGCAUUAGAAACAUCAACGGCAAACCAUUUAGUUUCUCAUUCGCUUACCACUCAUAUUUGUCUGUCUCUGACAUAAGUGAAGUGAGGAUAGAAGGGCUGGAAACACUCGAUUAUCUAGACAACCUUCGCCAAAGAGAACGUUUUACAGAACAGGGAGACGCCAUAACUUUCGAAUAUGAGAUUGAUCGUGUUUAUCUUCAUUCUCCAAAUUUUGUUGCUGUUCUUGAUCAUGAAAGGAAACGAACUUACGUGAUAAAAAAGGAAGGUCUACCAGAUGUGGUGGUGUGGAAUCCAUGGGAGAAGAGAUCAAAAGCCAUGGUGGAUUUUGGAGACGAAGAGUAUCAACAGAUGCUUUGCGUUGAUGGGGCAGCAGUCGAGAAACCUAUCAUAUUGAAGCCGGGUGAGGAAUGGACAGGACGGUUGGAACUUGCAGUUGUGCCUUCAAGCUAUCAUAGUGAGGACCUCGACCGCCACAGGAGCUGAGUUUUGAGGGAUGACAAAACCAUCACAGCUUUGGGAUCAGUUCAUAACGAGGACCUCGACCGCCACAGGAAUCGAGUUUGGGUCUAUGGGAAGCCAAUGUUUUUCGAGAAUGGCUGCUGGAUAUCAACCCUUUGUGUGUGUGUGUGUGUGUGUCUGGUGUGUUUGCUUUACCCAUAUGAGGUAUGGACCAGACAACUUUUGUUUAUAGUAUUAUAUGUACAAAAUGACUCUACUUUUGUUUAUAGUAUAAUAUGCACAAAAUGACUGUCUAUUGCAUGGUCCCAGCCGGUCAACACCCACAUCAGCAAAUGUGUCCGAAUAAGUUUUAUUUUACUUU
Cornus florida is the source of this 2039-nucleotide messenger RNA. RefSeq names its product putative glucose-6-phosphate 1-epimerase. Lineage: Eukaryota; Viridiplantae; Streptophyta; Magnoliopsida; Cornales; Cornaceae. The transcript has 8 exons. Gene Ontology annotation, molecular function: carbohydrate binding; isomerase activity. The coding region runs from base 755 to 1702 and encodes 315 amino acids. The record is from RefSeq and is a predicted model, not a curated record. Gene Ontology annotation, biological process: carbohydrate metabolic process.